Molecule: messenger RNA, 1272 nt
Organism: Exserohilum turcica Et28A
Lineage: Eukaryota; Fungi; Ascomycota; Dothideomycetes; Pleosporales; Pleosporaceae
Exons: 4
Coding region: 1-1272 (423 amino acids)
Biological process (GO): G1/S transition of mitotic cell cycle; peptidyl-serine dephosphorylation
Cellular component (GO): cytoplasm
Molecular function (GO): protein serine/threonine phosphatase activity
Source: RefSeq, a predicted model, not a curated record
AUGGGCAAAGACCACGACGUCCCCCAGCCAGGGCCCGCCCGCCUGGCCGAAGGCGCCGGGCCCGACGAAUGGCUGGAGCAGGCCAAGCGCUGCAAGUACCUGCCCGAGGCCGACAUGAAGCGACUGUGCGAGAUUGUAAAAGAGUGUCUUAUGGAAGAAUCAAACAUCCAGCCGGUGCGCACGCCCGUGACCGUGUGCGGCGACAUCCACGGCCAGUUCUACGACCUCCUCGAGCUCUUCCGCGUCGCGGGCGGCAUGCCCAGCGACAGUCCAGCCGCGCCCCUCACCCAGCCAGUCACAAUACCAAGCACAAUCAACCCGGCCGACCUGGAGCCGCCCACGAGCAUAACAGACCCCAAGGUCAAGCGCAAGAUGAAGCGGAGGUUCCAGCGCGACCCCAACUACACGGGCCCUGCCAGUCCCCCGGGCGGUGACGGCGACGAAGAGGCCGACGACGACGACGAGGAAGAGCGGGGCCGCAGCCGCAGCGUCCACGACCGCCGGAGCUUUGGCUCCACGUCCGACGCCGACUCGAGCAAGAACACGGUGGGCGGAAAUGGCCAGCAGAACUUCAUUUUCCUCGGCGACUUUGUCGACCGCGGCUACUUUAGCCUCGAGACGUUUACCCUGCUCAUGUGCUUGAAGGCCAAAUUCCCAGACCGCGUGACGCUUGUCCGUGGAAACCACGAGUCAAGGCAGAUUACGCAGGUCUACGGCUUCUACGAAGAGUGCCAGACCAAGUACGGCAAUGCUUCGGUAUGGAAGGCGUGUUGUCAGGUCUUUGACUUCCUGGCCCUGGCUGCCAUUGUCGACGGAAAGGUUCUCUGCGUGCACGGCGGACUGAGCCCAGAAAUCCGAACACUCGACCAGAUCCGCGUUGUUGCGCGAGCCCAAGAGAUUCCCCACGAGGGCGCCUUUUGCGAUCUCGUGUGGAGCGAUCCCGAAGAAGUAGACACAUGGGCUGUUUCGCCUCGAGGUGCUGGAUGGUUAUUUGGAGACAAGGUCUCUUCAGAGUUCAACCACGUCAACGGGCUGCAACUGAUUGCGCGAGCCCACCAACUCGUCAACGAAGGCUACAAGUACCAUUUCAAAGACAAGGACGUGGUGACGGUCUGGUCGGCUCCAAACUACUGCUACCGCUGCGGCAACGUGGCGUCCAUUAUGAACCUCGGCGAAGACCUCAAGCCCGAAUUCCAAAUUUUCUCUGCCGUGCCCGAUCACAAGCGCGCCGUGCCCGCUGGUCGUGGUGGCAGAGGAGAGUACUUUUUGUAA